Molecule: messenger RNA, 1319 nt
Organism: Cucumis sativus (cucumber)
Lineage: Eukaryota; Viridiplantae; Streptophyta; Magnoliopsida; Cucurbitales; Cucurbitaceae
Product: chitinase 1
Exons: 4
Coding region: 25-1107 (360 amino acids)
Biological process (GO): cell wall macromolecule catabolic process; chitin catabolic process; carbohydrate metabolic process
Molecular function (GO): chitinase activity; chitin binding
Source: RefSeq, a predicted model, not a curated record
UGAUACAUAAACAAAAGAAAAACAAUGAAGUCUCACAGCUGCCUUAUAAUCUUAGCCUUUGCAUUUCUUUUAGGAGUUGCCUCAGCCGAGCAAUGUGGGCGGCAGACCAAUGGUGCUCUAUGCCCCAACAACCUCUGCUGUAGCCAGUACGGUUGGUGCGGCAACACUGACCCCUAUUGUAAAGACGGUUGCCAGAGUCAAUGCGGAUCUACCUCAGGCGAGCAAUGUGGGCGGCAGGCUAAUGGAGCUUUAUGCCCCAACAACCUCUGCUGUAGCCAGUACGGUUGGUGUGGCGACACUGAUGCCUAUUGUAAAGAUGGUUGCCAAAGUCAAUGUCGGGGCUCGACUAGUCCUACACCACCCUCUGGCGGUGGUAGUGGUACUGUAGGAAGUAUCAUUACCGAAAGCCUAUACAAUCAAAUGCUUAAAUAUUCUACCGACUCUCGAUGUCCUAGUAAUGGAUUCUAUACCUAUAAUGCUUUCAUUACUGCUGCUCAAUCCUUUCCUGACUUUGGUACCACGGGAGAUGACGCUACUCGUAAGAGAGAGCUUGCAGCCUUUUUUGGUCAAACUUCUCAUGAGACUACUGGAGGAUGGGCUUCUGCACCUGAUGGUCCAUAUGCGUGGGGAUAUUGUUUCAUAAGGGAGAUAAAUCAAGAUGUGUAUUGCACACCUAGCGACCAAUGGCCAUGUGUUGCUGGUCAGAAAUAUUAUGGUCGUGGACCAAUGCAACUAACUCACAACUACAACUACGGGCCAGCAGGAAAUGCACUAAGUUUGAAUUUGCUAAGCAACCCUGAUUUGGUAGCCACAAAUGCUAUUAUAUCAUUCAAGGCAGCCAUUUGGUUUUGGAUGACACCACAAGGAAACAAACCAUCCUGUCACAAUGUUAUUACCGGCAAUUGGCAACCUUCGGGCACUGACAAUGCCGCUGGAAGAGUCCCUGGCUAUGGUGUCAUCACCAACAUCAUUAACGGUGGACUCGAAUGUGGACAUGGUCCCGACUCUAGAGUUGAGGAUCGAAUUGGAUUUUACAAACGGUACUGCGACAUGUUGGGUAUUGGCUAUGGCAGUAACUUAGAUUGCAACAAUCAACAGUCUUUCUAAAUUAAAACAUUUAUUUACACUUAUAAUUGAUACUAUGCAAUAUAAUAAAGGGUCUUUUUUUGUUGUUAUAAUUGUAAAAGAUCACUAGUGUGUGUGUUAUUAGACAUUGUAUCUUUCAAUAAAGAGGAGAAUUAUGUAUUCACCUUUUCCAAUUUGUAUGCAAUAUUUUUAUGGAAAUGGUAAGAAAUAACAGUCGAAGUGUAUUCUAUUUC